AUGUGCCAUCAUUUGAAAACAGGUGGUUCCCCGCCGUUAGGAGCAUUGUGUUUGGACUACACAGAGGACAUCCACCGACCACCCGGAGAUGUGAUUGUUUCUGAGACGUAUACCUUUCCCGUUAUACAAGAAAAGGUUAUAGGGGCAACUCUGUGGAAGGUAGUUGACUCUCAGAGUUUUUCAGACAGCUAUGUUCAGCUUUUUGUCGACGCUUGCAGAGUUUUGCAAAAGAAAGGUUGCAUUGGCAUAAUUACCUCUUGUGGAUUUCUAGCACAGAUACAGGAGAGACUGGCGGAGCAGAUCGAAGUACCAAUAGCCACCAGUAGCUUGUUGCAAGUGCCUUAUGUUUUAGCUAUAAUAGGACCUAGAAAGAAAGUCGGGGUCAUUACUUUUGACGAGGCUAGAUUGAGUGAAACUCAUUUCAAUGGUGUUGGAAUCAACAACGAGAUGCUGAAGAGAGUAAUUGUUACUGGCUGCCACCCCAAAGGUGCAUUGCAUAGGAUCAUUACUCGUGGAGAUCCAUACAUUGCAGAAGAAGUAAAGCAAGAACUGGUAAAUUUAGCAACCGAGCUUGUUCAGAAGAACCAAGAUAUUGGGGCUAUAGUAUUGGAGUGUACACAGAUGCCUCCGUACUCUGAGGCUAUACAACAAGCAACGAAGCUUCCUGUAUUUGAUGGAGUUACCAUGGUGAAGUGGUUCUACUCUGGUUUGAAUAGUAUGGCUGUACCUGAUGACAAGAACAGACAAGAUGCAUUAAGGAGAAGGCUAAGAAGUAGCAAGGAAGAAAAACCGCCCUAG
This is a messenger RNA of Pichia kudriavzevii, 798 nucleotides long. RefSeq lists its product as uncharacterized. Bases 1 to 798 code for a protein of 265 amino acids. The record is from RefSeq and is a predicted model, not a curated record. Gene Ontology annotation, molecular function: racemase and epimerase activity, acting on amino acids and derivatives. The transcript has a single exon. Lineage: Eukaryota; Fungi; Ascomycota; Pichiomycetes; Pichiales; Pichiaceae.